Messenger RNA from Bombus pyrosoma, 4623 nucleotides. RefSeq names its product glucose dehydrogenase [FAD, quinone]. The coding region runs from base 835 to 2715 and encodes 626 amino acids. Lineage: Eukaryota; Metazoa; Arthropoda; Insecta; Hymenoptera; Apidae. The transcript is spliced from 2 exons. Gene Ontology annotation, molecular function: oxidoreductase activity, acting on CH-OH group of donors; flavin adenine dinucleotide binding. The record is from RefSeq and is a predicted model, not a curated record.
AGCGCGUAUCCCAAGAAGAGAUUUGAUCAAUAGGUCGUAUUAAAAUCAAAACGUAGAAGACGACAUUGGCCGAAAGAAAGGCGAGUGCCCGAAAGGAAGCGGCAGGAACUCUUACGGAUGUAACGCAAAGCGUGUGUACGGAAGGUAAUGGCAACCUAGUGUAAGCACCAGCUGUUACCACAUUGUUAGGGGGAGGGGGGAUAGGUGCGCGUAGGUAACCACAGGAAGAGAAUACUUUCACUGCCAAACGUACGGUUGGGAGCCUUCGAGAAGGACGAGAAAACUCAGACAUCGGUUAGUCAGACGGAUAAGGACGGUGAGAGUAAAACGAUCAGGGAGCGUAGUACCGGCACAGCGCUCUAUCGUUUUACCGAGAUACUUACCCGUCAUUCUACUAUCGUUUCGAAACCGCUGAACCACCUGCAUCGAUCGAUCCUGCCGAAAAUCGCGCGUCCUCGCGAUCGUUCCUGCGUUCAUCGUCUAAUUCCAUCGAGAAGAAGGUAGUUUCAUUCCAUUUGGUUCGCGAUUCGGAACUACGGAUCCGCGAUACCGAUCGAUACCAUCCAUGUAAACGAUCCAAAUAAAGAGGAAGUCGAUUCGAAGGAUUUAAUGGAAAACCGACGGACUCCAUGGGCAGAGAAGCUUCGUAAACAUCGUAACGAAGAGAAGCAAUGAAGAAGGUAAAUCCCCGUGUAUCAUCCAAAGUACAUCGUAUCGAGAAAAUCGGCACACGGCCACCAGACAUUCUUUCAUGAUGACAUACGAACCAGCGAAAACAUUUCAAAAUCGGAAAUAUCAUUGGGUGAAAUUUAAGAAUCUAUCCAGUGGAAAAGAAUGGUAUUCAGCGCGAUCGUGGUCACGUCGGCCUUGAAGGGUGCUUUGAGCCUGGUGGGCACGAGUUUGUGGCUAAUCCCUCUAUUGAUAGCAGGUCUGUCCUACUAUCGAUACGAUCAACUGGACCCGGAGAGUCGGCCUAUCGACAAAUAUCCUCUCUACGCGGAAUACGAUUUCGUGGUUGUGGGAGCUGGAUCAGCCGGGGCUGUCGUGGCUAAUCGGCUAUCAGAAAUAGCAAAAUGGAACGUUCUUCUACUAGAGGCUGGUCCGGAUGAGAACGAAGUAACCGACGUACCUUCGUUGGCGGCUUAUCUUCAAUUGACGAAAUUAGAUUGGAAAUAUAAAACAGAACCGACGGGGAGAGCCUGUCUGGCUAUGAAAGGUGGUCGCUGUAACUGGCCUCGUGGCAAAGUUCUAGGUGGUUCGAGCGUGCUCAAUUACAUGUUAUACGUCAGAGGGAACAGACACGAUUACGAUUACUGGGAGUCGAUGGGCAAUCCUGGUUGGGGAUACGACCAGGCGCUCUAUUAUUUUAAGAAAUCCGAGGAUAACAGGAAUCCCUACUUGCAGAGGAGUCCGUAUCACUCGACUGGCGGGUACUUGACGGUGCAAGAGUCUCCGUGGAAGACUCCUUUGGUAGUGGCGUUCGUUCAGGCAGGAACGGAGAUGGGCUACGAAAACAGGGAUAUAAACGGAGAAGAGCAAACGGGAUUUAUGAUAGCUCAAGGGACGAUCCGCCGAGGUAGCAGAUGCUCGACGGCGAAGGCGUUUCUGCGACCAAUUCGACUGCGUAGGAACAUUCACACCGCCAUGAAUUCUCACGUAACUAGAGUUCUGAUCAAUCCUGUCACCAUGAAAGCAACGGGCGUCGAGUUUGUCAGGGAUGGUCGCAGACAAAUGGUCCGAGCGAGAAAGGAAGUGAUUCUUUCCGCCGGAGCGAUAAAUAGCGCUCAGAUUCUCAUGUUAUCCGGUGUAGGACCGAAGGAACACCUACGUCACGUUGGAAUACCGGUGAUAAAGGACCUUCGAGUGGGCGACAAUCUACAGGAUCACGUUGGCAUGGGUGGCUUGACGUUCCUGAUAGACAAACCCGUGGCUAUUGUUCAGGAUCGGCUGCAAGCGGCUCCGGUAACGAUGCAUUACGUGGCGAAUGGAAGGGGUCCGAUGACCACUCUAGGCGGCGUCGAGGGCUACGCCUUCGUCAACACGAAAUACGCCAAUCGGUCCAUCGAUUAUCCGGACAUUCAAUUACACAUGGCGCCGGCGUCCAUAAAUUCAGACGGCGGCGUGCAAGUUAAGAAGAUUCUCGGAAUAACCGACCAAGUGUACGAUACCGUGUACAGACCUAUAACGAAUAAGGACGCAUGGACCAUCAUGCCUCUUCUGCUCAGGCCUAGAUCGAGAGGCACGGUCAGGCUACGUAGUUCCAAUCCGUUUCAUAGUCCGCUGAUCGACGCUAAUUAUUUCUCCGAUCCGAUGGACAUCGCCACUUUGGUCGAAGGUGCGAAAAUCGCGAUCAGAGUUAGCGAGGCGAAGGUUUUCAAGCAGUUUGGAUCGAGAGUUCACAGAAUCAAACUGCCUGGGUGCAAGCACCUGAAAUUUGCUUCGGACGCGUACUGGGAGUGUCACAUUCGACAUAUUUCGAUGACCAUUUAUCAUCCGGUCGGAACAACGAAGAUGGGCCCUUCUACCGAUCCCACCGCCGUCGUCGAUUUUAGGCUGAAGGUACACGGGAUCGAAGGGUUGAGGGUGAUCGACGCGUCGAUCAUGCCUACCAUUUGUAGCGGAAACACGAACGCGCCGGUAAUUAUGAUCGGAGAGAAGGGAGCCGAUCUCGUAAAGAACGAUUGGCUGACGGUAGAAACUGCGAGAAGAAGCUAGCUAGCGAUUUCAUAUUAGCGGAUCGAGUAAAAGUUGGCAAAAAGUUGUUGAUCUUUACUAGAUAGAUAUAUCUGUUGGUACUUUAGUUACGUUUUGUUGUUGGUAAAUUUGUACUCGCGUUACUUGCAAAAAUAUCUGUCUCUUGUGAUACAUCUCUCUUCUGUGUGUUCUCUCUUCUGUGUGUGUACGUGUGUGUACUUGCUGGAUUAUAUGUACAUAAAGAUGAAAUUUUGUUAAAUUAACGGUAGAAUUAUCGUUGAGUGAAAGGUUGUUACAAAACGAUCUGAUACAGCGAACGAAUCAAACUGCAUCGAAAAUGAAAUAACUUCAUCGUACGAUUGGAUUAACUGUAAAGUUUAUAAUUUUACAAAAUUUAAUUACAAACUAUGAAGCGAUCAUCGAAAAAAGCGAAAUAGGGAACCUUCUUGCGUAUAGAGUCGGAUCGUGCUCUACAAGCAGAAAUUACGAAUUAAUGUUAAUAUUUUAUCAUCGAUCAAAAAGCUUAUGAUGUAAACGCAUUGCGCACAGGUGGGCAGAUAGCUCGUAUCCGCAUCUCCGGAUAAUUAUAUGAAUUUCACGUAAUACUUGUCUCGUUAUACGGUUGUUAUCAUCGGAGGUAAACUGAAUUGCAGGGAUCGAAAUACGGAUGAGGAGGAAAGAUACGAAACUACGGAUUAAAAAAUUGUGUAACAGAAUUUAUUCGUCGAAUGUCAAGAAAAAUUAGACCAUCGUGAUAGUCGAUGCAACUUCAAAUAAAAUAAAUAAUAAUAGCAGAAAAUUUAACUAAAUUGCACGAAGAAACACCAAUCCUGUAUCUCAAGAAAAUAAAGGACGUUUUACGCGAGACUUAACUAUGUUAUACAACACAUCGCGUUAUGUACUUUAAGAAAAAUAUUUGUUUCUUUUGAUUUAAACGAACAAGAAAUCCUUUACGAGUGAAAAAUUCCAUGGCAACGUGGAAUGACAAAUUUCAUAAUUAUCACACUAUUUGAUUCAAAAUAGCGACUUUUGAAUAGAUAGAACACAAGUUUACCUCCUUUCGAAUUCUUUUUCCUACUUACCCGUCCUCGAGAAUAACCGUACAAUAUUUGUUUAAUAAGCGAGCUCUUUUUUUCUCAGGUUCUUUUUCCUCUUCGUGCACGUGCCAUAUCUUAUUACGUAACUUCUCCGCAACAAAUCUGUGUGUAAUUAAACUUUCAAGCCAGAAUAUUUUAAGAACUAAUCUGCAACUAUAAACAACGAAUGUCACGAACAUAAUACAUAUUUAAAUCCUGUGUACCGUACAAAAGAUUAAACUUGUUCCUUCGACACGAACAUUCGUUAUUUUAUGUAAAGAGAAGAAUUCUUAUAGUUCAUUAGCGAGAUAAUAAUCGAUAUCGUAUACUAUUAAUCGGAAGAUUAACAUCACAACCAAUGCAUCAUACUGCACCUAAUUUUAAUAAUUUUUUUUUUCUUUUUUGCUGGUUAUUCGAUACUAAAAUUUAUCAAAGAGAAGUACGUGUUAAUCAAUAGGCGAGUGAUAACAAAUUUCUCACCUAUAUAUUCGAAUGAAAUUCGAAUGACAAAGGGUCGAGUCUUCGUCUUAUCGUACAUUUAUAAAAUAAACUACCAAAGGUUGUAUCUAUCGUUCGAUUAAUUCGUUAAUUGAAUUAUCCUUUGACGUAAAUAUAAGUACAUGUUACUUAUAUUCGAUAGUUGUAUGUCCAUUGUAUCGCAUAUACCGUAUCGAUGUAACAAAUAAUGUAAACUUCGAUCGACGAAUAGUAAUAAAAAAUGAACAAUUUAUAUCUUGCAUCUCGAAUUAUUACGCGUAGCCAUUAAAUAUAAUCAGUUAUAUACAAAUUUCGAGAACUUUGAUUCUACACCGGAGGAACACAUGAUCGGCAGCCUAAUGGUGUCUCCGAACAU